Molecule: messenger RNA, 1470 nt
Organism: Maudiozyma barnettii
Lineage: Eukaryota; Fungi; Ascomycota; Saccharomycetes; Saccharomycetales; Saccharomycetaceae
Gene: GND1
Product: phosphogluconate dehydrogenase (decarboxylating) GND1
Exons: 1
Coding region: 1-1470 (489 amino acids)
Biological process (GO): pentose-phosphate shunt, oxidative branch; pentose-phosphate shunt
Cellular component (GO): cytosol
Molecular function (GO): phosphogluconate dehydrogenase (decarboxylating) activity; NADP binding
Source: RefSeq, a predicted model, not a curated record
AUGUCUGCUGAUAUUGGUCUAAUCGGUUUAGCCGUCAUGGGUCAAAACUUGAUUUUGAAUAUGGCCGAUCAUGGUUUCACUGUCUGUGCUUACAACAGAACUGUCUCUAAAGUUGACCAUUUCUUAGCUAAUGAAGCUAAAGGUAAAUCUAUCAUUGGUGCUCAUUCCAUUAAAGAUUUAGUCUCCAAGUUGAAAAGACCAAGAAAGGUUAUGCUUUUGGUUAAGGCCGGUAAUCCAGUCGAUUGGAUUAUCGAAGAAUUGCUACCUUUCUUAGAAAAAGGUGACAUUAUCAUCGAUGGUGGUAACUCUCAUUUCCCAGAUUCUAACAGACGUUACGAAGAAUUGACUAAGAAAGGUAUAUUGUUUGUUGGUUCAGGUGUCUCUGGUGGUGAAGAUGGUGCUAGAUUAGGUCCUUCUUUGAUGCCAGGUGGUUCUCCAGAAGCUUGGCCUGAAAUUAAGGAUAUCUUCCAAUCUAUCUCUGCUAAAGCAGAUGGCGAACCUUGUUGUGACUGGGUCGGACCAGCCGGUGCAGGUCAUUACGUCAAGAUGGUUCAUAACGGUAUUGAAUACGGUGACAUGCAAUUGAUUUGUGAAGCUUACGAUAUUAUGAAGAGAGUCGGUGGUUUCACAGAUAAAGAAAUCGGUGACGUCAUGGAAACUUGGAACACUGGUGUCCUAGAUUCCUUCUUAAUUGAAAUUACUAGAGACAUCCUAAGAUUUGACGACGUUGACGGUACUCCUCUAGUCGAAAAGAUCAUGGAUAAAGCCGGUCAAAAGGGUACUGGUAAAUGGACUGCCAUUAACGCUUUGGAUCUAGGUAUGCCUGUCACUUUGAUCGGUGAAGCCGUCUUCUCUAGAUGUCUAUCUGCCUUGAAGGAUGACAGAAUCAGAGCCUCAAAGAUCUUGUCUGGUCCAACCAUUCCAGCUAACUUGAUCACAGACAGAAAACAAUUCAUCGAUGACUUGGAACAAGCUUUAUAUGCUUCUAAGAUCAUCUCCUACUGUCAAGGUUUCAUGUUGAUCAGAGAAGCCGCCAAGACUUACGGUUGGGAAUUGAACUUCCCAUCCAUCGCUCUAAUGUGGAGAGGUGGUUGUAUCAUUAGAUCCGUCUUCCUAGGUGAAAUCACCAAGGCUUAUAGAACAAACCCAGACUUGGAAAACUUGUUGUUCGAUGAUUUCUUCAAGAACGCUGUUACCAAUGCUCAAUCCGGUUGGAGAAAGACUAUUGCUAUGACUACCACUUACGGUAUCCCAACUCCAGCUUUCUCUACUGCUUUGGCCUUCUACGACGGUUACAGAUCUGAAAGAUUGCCAGCUAACUUGCUACAAGCUCAAAGAGAUUACUUCGGUGCUCACACUUUCAGAGUCCUACCGGAAUGUGCAUCUGCUAACUUGCCUCUAGGUGAAGAUAUCCACAACAACUGGACUGGUCAUGGUGGUAACGUUUCUUCUUCUACUUACCAAGCUUAG